Messenger RNA from Paramuricea clavata, 1501 nucleotides. The record is from the annotation of a GenBank genome assembly. NCBI's taxonomy places the organism in Eukaryota, Metazoa, Cnidaria, Anthozoa, Malacalcyonacea, Plexauridae.
GCUGAACAAGAAGUGCCAGAUUGGUUAGAAGAACAAGCCGAAAACGCAAUUGGAACAAACUAUGGUCCUGCAGGGGGUCGUUUUGGCGGACGUGACACGAGAAAGGUAAUUCUGUGUUUAACGCAGGGAUGGAUCCAGCAUGAUCUGUGCUCUGCCAGCGACUACGGCAAAGUCUUGCUUGACUACUGUAUUUGAAUUGUAAUUGUUGUUCACAGUUCACACUAAUAAAUCAUCAUGUUAUUACUUAUUUUGUCUCUAAUAUAUUUUUGCUUUAUCAUGAAAAAUAGCCCCCCCAUCCUCCACCUCUGGCUAGGCCUCCCCCCAGUAAAUCCAUCCCUGGUUUAACGAAAUUUGUCCUGCUCUAAUGUGUCUUACGCGUACACGCAAUCUUGACCCUCCUGAAGACACUGGAACAUUUGUUAUUUAAUUAUGCGAAGUGAUGAUCGGUGAAUAUUCACUGAGCCUGAGGCGAAUAAUUGUUUUAGUAAUUUAGUUAAUAUAUAAUGAAUAAAACAAAAUAUCAGUUAUAUAUCAAAAUAUCACUAAUAGUGUUGCAGUGUUUCUUGUACGCACACGCUUUCUUGUGUGACUUUAUUGCUAUAUUACAAAGUUGUUUUUCUCGAUUUCUGCUUAGAAUAUAAACACAAUAACGGAAUGACUUUUUCACCAGAAAAAAUAGUUGAAAACUAUUUUAAAAAAUAGUUUCUGCUUAGUAUUAUUUUUUUCAGGAAAUGGCUGAAAAAUUUGGUAAAAUGAAAUGUAAAACUAUAUCGUUCGAAAUAAAGUUUUAAUAACAAUACAGCGGUCAGAACACCAUACAGCACAAUGAAAACAUGACAUAUCAAAAGAAAUAGUAUCGUACAAAUUGAGAAAUCUAUAGGAUACAAAACAAAAUGGAUUUAAAAGAAUAUCACGGCAAGGUUUUUCUCAACAGUCGGGAUAGUUUUUGCUAUUUGUUUGAAGUGAAAUUUUCGGAGUUUUAAAUAAGUUUUAAAUUGUCCGUGAAUAUGUUUGACACAGUAAAAUAAUAUAGGAAUCCUACCUGUCAAGUUAAAUACAACAUUUUGUGCUUCUUUCGUUUUCUGGGACGAUUUUUUCAAUAUUUUGUCGAUUUUGAAACCAAAUUUGCCGAAUCAUUCUUUUUGAAAAGCAUUAUUUACUAGUCUGCUGGCAAAUAAUGCGUCAGAUUUACUAAUUACUAGUCAACUAGAACGCGCGAAAGCCCAAUCAGAACGCACGAAAGCUCAUUUGAUAUCAAAAUUUAUACUAAUGCUCAAUAUCACCCAAUAUCAAAGUAUCCAGUUUUGAAAUUUCGCAUGUUUUUAAUUUGCAGUUUGACAAAGGCAAUAGUGGCGGUGGAGGCAACGAUGAUUUCGGUGGUAAUAGCGGCGGUGGAGAUGACGCCUGGGGGGUUGAUGACUCCAGUAACAAUGCCGGGGGAGGUGGUGAUGAUUGGAACACUAACUCUGUAAACACUGGUGGAGAUGAAUCGUGGGACUAA